Molecule: messenger RNA, 13216 nt
Organism: Cephus cinctus (wheat stem sawfly)
Lineage: Eukaryota; Metazoa; Arthropoda; Insecta; Hymenoptera; Cephidae
Gene: Rbcn-3A
Product: dmX-like protein 2
Exons: 33
Coding region: 243-10493 (3416 amino acids)
Biological process (GO): vacuolar acidification
Cellular component (GO): RAVE complex
Molecular function (GO): protein binding
Source: RefSeq, a predicted model, not a curated record
UGUUACCUAGAGGAUUCUCAAAGUCCCAAUGGCCAGUGGACUGAGUGGGUCGUAGGGAGGUUCUACGUUGUUCUACAUUGAAAGAUGGCUGCUGUUUCACUGUUAGAUUGCCAUGUCACGUCAAUUUUGAGUGGUGCCUCGGUGUUUUAGCUUGAAGGGCGAGAGUCUUGUCAGCUUUUGGGGCGAACUACGCUUGGUCGAACGAUCAACUUCGUAAAAGAUGGUUUAAGCCAUAAAAGAGGAUGAAUUGUCAUCAAAUACUGAGCGGAGCCUGUAAUGCAGGCGACCGCUGCUACGCCGUCGGCUCCGUCGAAGGAAUAUCCUUUACGGCAUAUGCGGCUGGUUGCAACAUCGUGAUACUCGCCAGCAACUUUGAGAGAGUUCAAAUAAUUCCUGGAGCCGUACACAACUACAUUCGUAUCAGCUGCUUGGACUGCAGUACCGACACGGGGAAGAUCGCCGCUGCCUAUGAGAAUCAAGUGUGCAUCUUCGAGCCAACGCCUCUUAUCCACAGCACGUGCUCCCACCAAUUGGAGUAUCGAUGGGUUCAGACCGGUAGUUUACAGACCGAGUCUCACAUCAGUUCUCUCUCUUGGAAUUUGGAGGGUACUCGGCUUCUGACUGGAGGCGAAUUGCUCCAACUAUGGCAUCAAAAUAUCCAACCUUUCCAGGAGGAGCACACUGCGAAGAUGAAAAUGUUACAAAUGGAGGAGAUUGCUAUGACCGGAGGCGAACAGAGCGUCAUGGGUUCCAAUCCUCAAGAUCCAAGUACAGUAACGUUUUCGAUUGGUGGCGAGUCGGAAAGUCCCGGAGGCGGAGAGUCAACUAGCGGAAACGAGCCUGGAUCUUGGAGUUGCGUAUGGAAAUGUCGCACAGCCACACCCGUUCACCUGAUGAGCUUCAGUCCUGACGGCACUCUUUUCGCAACAACGGGAUUAAACGACAGACUCGUUAAAAUAUGGUUCGAGAACAAGCAAUUAUUUCCAUCAAGGAGUAUGGACCAUUCGAGCUUCAAUCAAGCCUCUGGCGAUAGUUACAGCUUCGUUUACGUGGCUCAUCCUCGCGCUGUCACCCACCUGUCGUGGCGUAAGACCAGCAAGUACAUGCCAAAGGGUUCGGUGUCGAAUAUGCUGGUUACAUCGUGCCGCGAUAACAUUUGCCGUGUUUGGGCGGAAACGAUACCGCCCGAGAUCGAAGGGUUGGCCAACAUGAGCCAAUUCGAAGGAUCCGACCGACAUGGACAUCACGGGAAACACCGUCAUCAUACCAUGCACAAGCAUCGCUUCAUGCAGCGACUCAAACAUAUGAAGACAUGUUUUCAUAUUCGUCGACAUGCAAAACAACAGCAGCAACGGCAAUCCGGCCACACAGCUCCAACCCUUCCAACUUUACCGUCGACUUAUUCUGUUCAUGAUUUUCACAACAGCUACCAAGGUUCGGGUCAUUAUCCGGGAAUGCAUUUCCAUUUGGCGGCCAGUAUCAACGCAGAGACGGAUAUACCGUUGGUACCGAGUCUGAUCACUGGAGAUCCCGACAGAGAGCCAAACUUCAUUUUGCACUGGCUGAAUAAUAAGGAGAUGCAUUUUACAAUGCAGGCCGAGAGUAUUUUGCAGGAAUUAACGCGUAAGGUCGUUGAAAAGGAAGAGGGAUUGCAGCAUCAGGAAGCGGAUCAUGCGGAUCACGAUUCGGAAGAUGAACACACGCCAAAGAAAGGAACUCGCCAUCAAUCGGGUCAGAGGGCAACGGGUGUGGGAGGUCGAACGACCAGCCAAGAAGAACACAGCAGUGACGAACAUCAUACGAAUCAUACGACUUCCUCCCAUCACAGCCUACCGCAUAGUGUCCAGUCUCACCAAAGUCUUAGCAACACUACCUCGAUCAAUUCGAUAGCCACCGAUGCGGCCUCCUCCAUGAAUCACGCUCCAGACUCUCUGGAUACGAAGAUAGAGACGCUGCUACGCGACUGGCAUCACAAUCCAGACCUUCUAUUCUCGAUUCAUCCGAUAGACGGAAGCUUUCUCAUUUGGCACAUAGAGUGGCUGGACGAAUAUCAUCCUGGAUCCUUUCGUCAAGCUCAAAUAUCAUUUUCAACCCGAAUACCGAACGCUUUUCCUUUGGGCGAUGCGUCCACCAUGAGUCAUAACGUCUCCAUGUAUUCUCAUAACACCGGCGGUCCAUUGCUCAACAUACGGGAGGUCGCCAAGAGUACGGCGAAGCCCACCGAGUCAACAGAGGUAACGACCCCCUUGCCCAGCUUGAUUGAGCAGGACGAGGAACAAUCCACCCUGACUUCUCGAGCUGGUCAAGAGUUGUUGAAGAGCGUGCAAAAUCUCGCCGAACAAAAUCAAAAUGAUAAUAAUGCCGGGCACAAUAAUGCAACUGCACUGGAUAAUGGGAAGCACGGGCAGGACAACGUAACGGAUAUGUUGGGGCAUCCGAGUCCCAUCGUUUCUAUGGUAUCCAAACACUCGAACGGGACACUGAAUUUGUGGCAGUUAACAUUCGCCGAUAAAACGAAAUUCUCUCAAGUAUUGAGCAUCGGCCAUGCAUCUAGAGCCUCUGGACAUCGGUUUCGUGUAAAUGAUAUCACGUGUCAUCCUGUGUUGCCUUUACUCGUGACGACGUCUCAUCAUAAUAUACCAGAAUUCCCUACGGCGCAGACUCCGCUGUCGACGGAGAAUAUCGAGCACAUGGAAGGUAUGGAGGACAAGGAGGACUCGAGCAGGAGCAAAGACGUAAUGUCGCCCACCGGCUUUUGCAGUGAAUUAAUUCUUUGGCGAGUGGACGCCGUUGGUCCGCUCUCCAAGAGCGGUGGGGUUUCCGAGCUAGCACGUAUCAAUUCUCCUGAGAUAUCGGCAUUCAGUAAUGUCGCUUGGAUUCCUACCUUGUUGCCCAGUACCACCCUGGGAAACUUGUCGAAUUCUCCGAGCGCCUGCUUUGUAGCCAGUGACGGGGAAUGCCUUCGUGUUUAUCAAGCUGUCAUCGACGCAAGAACACUGCUGGCUGAAGUUUCUAUAAGCGAACGAAGAAGUCGAAUGAUGGAUUCGAUGGCAAGCUUGUCGACCGACACCUCCUCCGAUGAUGGAAUUCGACACUCGAUUCACGACCGAAUUAAGAUAGUCUCGCAGCAGUCGACCGCGAGACCCGGGUGCGUCAUUCAAUUGGAUGCCAUCGCGGAUGCGACCCACGAUUGGCAGAAUACGCAGUUCCUUCACGUCUUUCAGGAGCAACUGAUAACCGGCGAGAGGAACGACGAAAAACAGCCCGGUGUCGAGAAUUCAACGAACGAUUUGGGCUUGAUGGAGUCAACGUUGGAUGCCAUGGUCGAUCUACAGCAAUCGGCUAUAUUCGAAGAACCUUUCUACAUCGUGGUACUCGAGAGAACGGUAAAGGGAACAACGGUACACAUGUGGCGAUUGGUCAUAGCUUCACAACCCGAAACUACUGGACUGUCCGGUUCGAUGAUGUACGUGCCGGACUCGCAUCUGGUUCAGGACGAGGACGAGGAGGGAACUCCCGGACGGGCGAAUAAUUACGAGGGCGGAGGAAAAAGAUCUCGCCGACCGAGCCAGACUGGAAGCAGGAGCAGACGGGAGAGUCAAGCGGACUACGAUUCUACAUUCGUCCAUAGACGUAAUCACAGCAGCCACGUUCUCAUCACAACCACAAAAGUUUGUACUCAGGAACUUCCACUUCCCGAGGGCAUCGAAGUUGUGCACGCGGCUCCGGCUGCGGGACACCUGAGCAGCUCCUCGAUAUAUCCGGCCUGUUUCGCGCCCUACAUCGUGGUGACUGCGUGCAGCGACAGCACCGUUAGAUUCUGGAAGUGCAAGGUGACAAAGAGCGAACUGAACCGAGAGCAGCAAAAGCAUCUCAGUUACGAGUGGUGCGAAUGGGAAAUGAUACGCAAAGAUCAGGAAUCUACGAUUGACAUAACCGGUCAGCCGUUAAACAUAAGCGCGGCCUACAGCGGUCGCAUUGCUUGCGCUUACAAGUAUGGAAAAUCAUUUACGCGUCCAACGAAAAGCGAUCCUGACUCGAGAUAUGUGAAUCUGUGCGUGGCGAUUUACGAGUGCGAAAGCACCGGCGGAAGCGAAUGGGUACUGGAGGACACGAUUCAUCUGAAGAACAUUCAUCUUCCGCGAAUACAAGUUGAUCAGCAUCUGGAUCUCAGUUAUCUCUAUGACAGUAGAUUCUUGCAGAAGAAACAGAGGCUGACGCAGGUGUUGCAGACUCUCAGCCACGAGGACGUCAGAUCGCCGAGAAACGGAGAGAACGGAGAGAGCACGAAGUCGACUGCCGGCUUGCUUGCCGUUCCCUCGUUCAGCACGUUACAGUCGCUGCGCAAGUCAAUUAUCGAAAAUGGGAAUACUUGUCCAUUGACGCAGAAGCAUCUGGUGCAAUUGGAUUGGGUGUCCAAGGAGGAUGGUUCUCAUAUCCUGACCGUCGGCGUGGGUUCAAAGAUAAUGCUCUUUACGCCGGUCUGCUCGGACUUGGCGCAGGCCAACAUGAAGGCCAUGAAAGAGUCUCAGAGUAACAACAGGCCGAUACUUAGGAAGACCUCAUCCCUGGCACAGCCACAGUUUGUCGACGAAAUACGUUGGAUGAAAUUGAGAAAAAUCGAGUUGACCACUGCGGACGGAUUACCGCCUUUGCCAAUGCAAAUAUCUUGGGUGAGAGACGGCAUACUGGUGGUCGGGAUGGACUCCGAAAUGCACGUAUAUUCUCAGUGGAAACCGAAUCCAAAAAAUGACUGCUUUCACUCAAAUCUUCAGCACCAAGAAUCCGAUGAGUUCCAGGCUAGCAGAAACCUGAGGGAUGAGGAUUUGCGUACUCUCGCGCACGAGACUUCCCAGAGGCGAUUGGCGAACGUCUCCUCCAUGCCACAUCUCUCUCGUGUCAGUAGCAUCAAUCUGACGAUGCUCGACGCCAAGAAAAAGCGGGGAAUGCAAAAUGACAAUGCCAGCUUCGAUUACAUGCCGGACUACGGGCUGUUCGAGGCCUCGAGAAUAGCUUGUCCCGUGCUACCCCAAUAUCAUCCGAAGCAGUUGAUGGAGCUCUUGAAUUCGGGAAAGAUUCGAUGGGUCAAGGCCAUAUUAGCACACCUGGUCAGGUCGAUUGCGAGCUCGUGCUCCCUGAGAGUCGAUGACGAGAAUUUAGUGAAACAACGCGGAGGAUGGUCCAGGUCGAGGACCAUGUCCGUGAGCUACGUCGGGACGACGUCGCCCUUAGAACCAAGAGGUUCUACCACUCAGAUUCCAGAGGAAUUGACUUUAGAUUAUGCGGAAUUACCUUCGAUCUCGCCACUUCCACUCUGGACGCUUUUGAUAGCCGACAAGGAAACGAACAUGCUUCAUCAGCAGAACGAGGAGAAGAACGAUUACAAUGAACUGUUCGAUGGUAAUGUGGACGAGGGAGACUCCCUCGACGACAUGCUGGACGAGGAUUACGACUGCACUCGGCAAAAGGAUCGAAGGUCUUCCGUACCAGAGAGACAAGGAAUAUCGCACUUUGGUCCACGGCAGGGCAGAUUCCUCUCGCGUCUUUUGACGCACACCCACUUGCCGGGAUUGUCCAGCCUCGAUCAAAUGCAUCUUCUCGCACUGGCCGACACUGUCUCGACCUGCAACAUUGACUUCGCGGAGCGCUUCGCUAUCGACGCAGCCAAGAGUGCCAUCGCCAAGGAAAAUUUAACGGGGAUUCCCGAGGGAGAGGCCGUCUCGAUGGACUCUCUCGACGACUGCGGUCUGAGGUUCCUUCUGGCCAUGAAGCAUUACAAUUACUUGAUUCGGUGCUUGCCAAUUGCGCAGAGGGCACAGUUCCAGAUGCAGGGCGUCUCGACAAACAAUCUCGUCUGGGCUUUCCAUUCGGAGUCCGAGGAGGAACUGCUCGGCUUGAUACCGUCCUAUGCCAAAGGCCAACCCAAGUGGUGCAUCCUGAAGGAACUUGGCGUAGGGUGGUGGAUCAGAAGCAAUACUGUCCUUAAGCUCUGCAUCGAGAAGGUCGCAAAGGCGGCUUUUCAAGAUAAGCAAGAUCCGUUGGACGCUGCCAUUUACUAUCUAGCAAUGAAGAAGAAGAAUUUGGUCUGGGGUCUAUUUAGGAACAAACGGGACGACAGGAUGACGAGUUUCUUCGCUAAUAACUUUGCCGAGGACAGGUGGAGGAAGGCUGCUCUGAAAAAUGCAUUCGCCCUUUUGGGUAAACAGAGAUUCGAACACGCCGCUGCCUUCUUUUUACUUGCCGGCGCAUUGAGAGAUGCGAUUGACGUCUGCCUGAAUAAACUUAAUGACAUUCAGUUGGCUAUGGUGAUCGCGAGGCUCUACGAGGAAGACAUGACGUCGCCUAAUUUGAAGAGAUUAUUGUACGAGGAAAUUUUGGGUUGCGACAGCGAGGGAAACAAUCCAGAUCUGCACAUGGCCCAUCCUGAUCCAUUUCUACGUAGUAUGGCUUUGUGGAUUCUGAAGGAUUAUUCAGGAUCGUUGAACACGCUGCUCUUGACGAAUGUCGGGACCAUGCAUCCUCAGUACAAUGACGAAUCGGAGAAACCUGAAGGCGCUACAGCGAAUCCUAAUGUAUUCAACUUUUACGUCUACCUUCGUACACAUCCGUUGUUGAUUAGACAAUACAUUGCGUCCACUGCCCAAGAUAAAAAGAAGGGCCACUCCGUUGUUAUUUCCGGAUUUAGUUAUGGAGUGGAAACAAAGAGUCUACCGGACAAACAAUUGAUGCUCGAAGACAGUAUAACGCCCCUGGAGAGGCAGCUGUACUUCACGACGGCCCAUGCGCACUUCAAGGCCGGAUGUCCAGCACUUGCCCUCGAAGUACUAUCAAAAUUGCCGAAUAAAGUGUUGGAUACAAACUGUGAUGACUCCCCCAUUUUAGGUCUUUUGAAUAGUCCCAACAAGUCACGAGCGCAGGACGCUCAAAUUGAUACGGGAAUAAUUAGUUGGGAUGAUAGCAGUAAUAAGACGACGGCUGCACCGGGACCCUCCCCGGCUGUAGACUGGGGUGCCUCAGGAAUGGAUUGGUCAGAGCCGGUUAAGUCUCGAACCGAUGAUGAGUUAGUGUUGAAGUGGGAUGAUGAUGAUGAUCCUGUCGACAAUGAGGAUGCCGACAGUCCUCCUAUGAGUAUGAAACUGGACAAGCAGGAGGGCACCGAAAUUGACAAGCAGGAGAAGGAUGAAGAUCCUGCGAAACAGACUGGGCAGCUCGAUAUAAUGGCGCAACAAUUAAAGUUCGUGGCCUGUCUAAAAAUUCUCAUGGAGGAACUAUCGACUUUGGCAACCGGUUUCGAGGUGGACGGAGGGCAACUUCGAUAUCAACUUUACGUGUGGCUCGAGAGAGAAGUAGAUGCCCUGCGACAACUAUGCAGCUACAGUACUAGCGUGGACGGAGAUAUCAAUAAUGUUUCAGAAUACGAAGGUGGAAUGGUGGAUGACAUACCGUCUUACAGACCAGGUGAACAACCAACGUUGCAUGAAAUUCUGGUCGCUGAAAAACUAGACUUCGAAGCAAAGGUUCAAAGAGCAGCUAGAAGAAAAAAGUGGUUGAAAGCCAACGAGACUCUGCUACGAACACUGUUGUCCUACUGCUCCCUCCACGGUGCAUCCGGAGGUGGAUUGGCUUCGGUAAGGAUGGAAUUGGUUCUGUUAUUACAAGAAUUGCAGCAAGAGAAGACUCAACAACAAUUGCUCAGCCCUCUACCGUUCCCAACGACUUUACCUUUACUGAGCGCUAGCGUGGCUUGCAACAAGACAGUUGUUGCGGAUCCCGUCAGGCACUUGCAGUCGUUGGCUCACGAUAUGCUUCAAACAAUAGUGGAGCUGCGGAGCACGCCUAUGCCAAACAGAAAUAGCCACUACAGCGAGGUAUUCACGUUACGGGACUUGGCUGUAGCGCUGAGUGCGUGCAUCUAUCAAUCCCUUUGCGAUUCCGAUACCUUCGUGAUGAAGCAUCAGCAACCUGACAGUUUCCCUGCUGGUGCUGAAGUGGAAACGUUCUCUGGUGGGCAUUUGGUCGCAUCCAAUAGAUACCAUCGACGAUAUUCUACCGACGACGGAGUCUGCAUCACUACCUCGCCCGCAAAAUGGCCAGGUGUCACCAACUUACGUGCCCUUCUUGCACGAGAAAAGGAUGAAGAUACACCUAACCUGAAUAUCCUGCUUUGCGAAGCAUUCGUGGCGACCUACAUGAGUCUCUUCGUCUACGCUUUGGCCAGUUGCGACAGUCAUAUUCUUUAUAGACUGGUCGGUCAAAAAUUUGACAAUAGUACGUGGUCUUGUCUGUUCGGGGGUGGCGUCAAGAAAUUACUCCGCGUAGCGAGUACCAGCAGUCAGGCCGGAGUUAGCUGCAGGGUGGAGAGGGUCGAUAGUGUUUCGAGCGAAACGCAGAGCACCGGUGGGAUGUGGAACACGAUGACGUCGUUAACGAAACAGCGCGUUCGAUUAAACAUGAAGCUACUCGGACAAUUUACUGGACAACAGCCCAAUAUGAAGGAGGACAAACCCACCUACAGGGAACAGUUUGUCUCGCCACAAAUGAGCAUGAUUUCAUAUUUUUUAAUGAAGCCUCGCAUCGAAGGCGAUGACGCCGAUGAAAUUGAUUACGAUUCCUCGGACUCGGUAAUUUCCGAUCUGGAUUCUUCCGAGGACGAAGAGGAUGUUUUUGACACAAACGCCAAACCAAAGAGCAAGCCAAAGGAUAACACUGAACAUACUAAUCCUACCUCACAUAGUUGGUGCAUUAUGCGGUUAGCCAUAGUUAAGAUACUCCAGCAGCAACUGCAAGAUUUCUUAAAUGUCGCUGGAAUCGAGAUGCAAGAAUUGCCUGUGAGCAGCCCGUUGAUACACGGGACAUUGGGCAUCGUGGCCCAGUGGCAGGAAGCCUUGCGAGAGGAGCUGGAGGCGAAAGGUCCGCCGCCCGCGAACUACAUACCAGGAUGUGCGCCGGAUCCGGCAGCUACACCAGGACGACCUGCAAUUCACAAAUAUCGUUCCUUGUUAGAAAGGGGCAACACUCCAUUCAACACUCGGAUGGCGUCAGCCGCUCCUGCGAAUCGGCUAUGGUGUUACUUGGUAAGACAGGAGUUGGUACAAGACAUCUUUAUCCGUUCAGUAUUUGGAAAGCGGCGCUCCUUGUCCUCGAUAUUGGACAACAAUCAAACGGCGGUCGACGGCAUGACUCGUGGUACUAGUGCGGCCGAAGAUAAAGGUAGCGAUAGUGGCACCGCGAGUCUUCUCGAGCCCGUCAGGAUCAUCCACAAGGAGCAAGAUAGUAUUAGUGCCUUCUGCCUCAAUCAGGUCAAUCCAGGUUUGAUGGCACUGGCAACACCUCGCGAGAUUCAGGAAAUGGAUAUCUCCCUGCUGUUGGAGUUGCCAUCGUGGUUGGAGGAUGAGUGCGAAUUCGACAUCAUUAAUUUGAACAAGCAGCCCGAUCCAGAGUCUGUACAACCAACCAGUUUCCUAGUCAUACAGACGGCAGCGGACCGACCACUCCUCGCACAAAGUCCACAGCCGAAUAGUCCUCAGCCACAAUCGGGCAUUGCAAGUCAAAGCGGACGCGGAGCCAGUGUGAUGAAGGGGAUGCCCGCUUUCCCUGGCUCCCACGACCUGCGCUUCUGUCAGUUUGUCGCUGAUAGGAGCAAACACUUGUUGAAGCCGAUCUUGAAGCACAAAGUCGAUGGUAUAAGGAGAGUCUCUUCGCAUCCGCUAUUACCGCUGUACUUAACUGGAUCUCAAGAUGGUUCGGUAUCCCUUUGGGAAUGGGGCCAUCAAACUGCAGUCGCAACUCCUCGGCCAGCAGGAACUUUUGCCAAGGUGACUCGCGUGCGAUUUGCUCAGCACGGCAACAAAUUUGGUGUUGCCGAUUCGGAUGGCCACCUCAGUCUGUUCCAAGUGGCCUGCAGAGAAGGAACAGCCAGACCAUUCUUCAAUUAUCAGUGUCACAGUAAGGUCACGGCUGACUUCGUCUUUUUGGGAGCAUGCAGUUUGGUCGCCACUGCGGGACACGGCUCGGAAGGACGUAACGUAGCCCUCUGGGAUACUCUGCUUCCACAGAAUAAGUCUCUUGUGCAAGGGUUCGUUUGCCACGAUCAAGGUGCCAGCUGUGUUGUACUAGCACCGCAGCAUCAGCUGCUGAUCAGCGGUGGGAAGAAGGGCGAUAUCAACAUUUUUGACGUCCGACAGCGUCAGCAACGACAAAGAUUUCAAGCCCACGAAUCUGCGAUCAAGUGUCUGGCACUUGAUCCUCACGAAGAGUUCUUCGUUAGUGGAGCCGGAGAUGGUGACAUUAAGGUUUGGGGUUUGACCGUCCAUUCUCUUCUCUAUUCAUUUCCCGGGGAGCAUGCCAGGUCCAGUUUCUUCAAAAACAUUGGUCAGGGUGUCACUCAACUGCAAGUGGAUUCGUCAGGGCGUUUGUUCUCAUGUGGAGCGGACGGAUCCAUGAAAGUUCGUCAACUGCCAGAACGUGACUGUAUCGUGCACACCCUUUAUUAGGAUUAACCAAUAACUCGCUUAAUCCUAUCCGAGUGAGUAAGCAAAUCAAGGCAACCAAUGUUUGAUUUUUCUAUCUAACGUUGGGUUUCCUAUCUCAUGCUAGAACAUACUGUGUGAGCGUCAAUCUAUUUCAGAGUUCCAGCUGGGCUCAUGGUCCGACAAUGAGUUUAAAUGGUAGGGCGACGCUCACUUACCAAGUAUUGGACCAGUCGGAAGUGAUUGUGAACGCCUCGAAAUUCUGUAUUUUUACCUGUGAUGCCUGGUAUCUCGAGGAACGCACAUUUUUGCAUUUCUUGAGCUUUACAUUCGACUGGGCAGGCCUAGUACUCUAGUGCCAAUGGGCUCAGGGCUACAGCUUCCUUCUUUCCCUGCGUUGUACAUCAGUUCAAAUAUUUCCCACAGCGAUAUCUUGUCCCAGGGGAGUAAAGUUUAUUUCAGCAGGUUUAAUGGCUAGAUAAUGUAGAGAAAAAAAAGAAGGACUCUGCUUCUUUAUGUCAACCGCAAGACGGAGAAGCUAAAUCAUCCUGUGCGGACGCAUUGUAUUUUAAUCGACGCCUAAUGCAACCCCGAAGAUGAAUCUAUGAUACAUAAUAGUGUGCGUGUGUGUGCGCGUGAGGGAGAGAGAGAGAGAGUGUGUGAGAGGGGGGGGGGGGGGAUUCCUUUUGAUGAAACGACAUUCGAUGUGAAAUGAAACUUACAUAACUAACAAUAGCCAGAUCUUCUAUGACUUUGGAUUAUGUGUUUCUCUAAAAUCUCUUUCAUAUAAAAAUCUAAAUUAUUAUUAACAAUCAUUCCGUUUGCCUGUAAAAUUUAUAUUAAUACUCUAAUACCAUUCGAGCCCAUAUAGCCACCCAUCUAUUAAUAUUAUGUAUCGUUGAAUGUAGGUUUAUCCACUUGCGUCUAAAAAAUUCUAAAGCGAGAUGUACCAUGCUAAUGGUUUUAAGUAAGUGUAUGCUCGUAGAUAAUUUUAGGUUAUCGCAUGAAAAACAGAUGUAGUGUGUUGUAUGUGAUACACUAUGCAGGUGAUGUACUCUCGGACAGUUUGACAAGCUAGUUCGAUGUAACUCCUACAAUACGUACCUAAAUGUCUUGAUACCUUAUUUCGCAUUCGUUUUGCCGAUAUUUAUUGACCACAUUGGUGCCAUAACAAGUUCUUGAAAGUCGUACUCAGUGAGUUUACUUUUAAUAAUGCAUUGAAAUAUCGGAUGUUGUAUUAGAAGUUGCAUAGCGGAGCAUUAUCUAUAUCAAUUAUUCGAUUAAGACUUUGUGUGAUAGUAGUAGAAAGUGGAGUCACAGCUGAACACAGACAGGGACUGUUGCUCAGAAUUAAAGUAGAACGUACGAGCGUCAUCUAAGAAUUCUCGUUUGAUUCCGAGUACAAUCAAUAGUUUCUACAUUUAGUGAAUGCAAAAGAGUGUCUUUCGUUCGAUCACUUGUUCCAGCAAUUGACUGGGCGGAAGCCAAUCAAUGAGUCUCGAUUAUUCAUUGUUUCUUACGUAAAAUAUAGAGAAUGGAAUGAUAGCUAUUUUUUGCAUUUUGCAAAACUCGAGUUUUCCCGAAAAUAUUUAGCCGAUUGAAAGGGUUGGUCCGACCGAUUACAAACUGUACGCUUAGGGGCAUCUCUCAUAAUAGUUACGGUUUUGAAGCGAUCCAAUCGCAGAUAUACAUAUCUGCUGGGUGGUCACAGUCGAUCGAUAAUCCUGAAUAAUAAUGCGUUAGGUAUUACAAUUACUUAACGUUGAACUUGGAGGGAAUGUCAGAUAGCUCUUCCCUGGCUACUUUUCAAAUUCUUUUUAAAUCUAUAAGAUUGUUUAUUCUUUGAUAUAACAUGAGAAACUGUUACUAUAUAACAUUGUUGGUACUAUAUUACGAUUAUACAUGUGAUGUUAUUAAAUUACUGCAUGAGUCCGCGUCGAGAAUCGAGACAACAGAGGGAGGUUUCGUCAUUUCAUACAAUUUAAUUGGCUCCUCUGCUCCCAGAGACUCUUCAAGGAAUUGCCCAAGUAUUUUAUAAGAGAUUGAUCAUAAUUUCUAAGUCUUUCGAAAAGUCCUAAAAUUCUCACGUUCUCCUUCCUCCAGUAUGCAUCUUCGAUUGACUCCGGUAUUCACUCAGCUGAGAUUGACGAUUCAUUAAAAUUGUUUCGUCAAUUUUUCGGCCUAGUAAGCUCAGAGAUAACAGCUACGUGAACACACAAUUUAGUUUCCCCCCUAUGAUUACAAGAGUUGAGACGAGAGCAAUUACCUUUUCAUUAAUUUGGUAGACGUGUAAUAUGAUGUUGAUAGUAUAGAAUCCCAUGCAUAAUAUGUAAUGCAUAUAUUUGUGUAUAUAAAAUACAUGAAUACAUAGAUAAAUAUUGCGUAGAAAGAUAGUAAGAAAUAUUAAUAUAUAAAAUGUUACAGUUAAGCUAUUAAACUAUUGAGCUAUUCGAAUAAGUAAAGGCAAUUAUAAAAGUGGACUGUUAUUCCUGCAGUCUUACUUACAGUAUUGUAUACAUUACGAUGAAAGUAGAGGAAUAAAUGUUGCUUUGGUUUGCUUAUACAAUACAUGUACACUGCUACUGACAUAAUUGAUCACUAGACACUGGACAAAGACUUUGUUAGCGAGGGAAUUUCGCUGUCGUUGCACACUUGAUCGUAUAUUGUAAUUCUAUGUAAGUUGUACGUAUUAAAAGAGUUAAUAUCAUCGAGGCAUAGGCAUCUUCUUCAGAUUAUAAGAGAGAAAA